UUUGUUGUUGUUUUGGUACUUAAUGAAAAAGAAAUGAAAAUUAUCAAUGUCGACCGAAAGGACAACAGUGUUAUUUGCAAAAGAUAACAUUUACCUACAACUUUAUCGGACAAUAAAAUCAAGAUAAAACGCAAAACAAAUGUUUCUUUUGUGUAAGCGUAGCGGUGCCUCGGGGGGCGGGGAAUGUUGUUUUGUUUGUUACCCACAGCCAGCUGUUUACCCACGACGCGCAGUCGAGUACCUGAGCAAAAUGCGCAGUUAGUUCCAGACAGUCAACAGAGAGCCUCGGAAUUCAGCCGGCCUCUGAAAACAUUAAUAUGGUAUCUCCAACUGAUCUGAUGAAGCGCGUAGGCGUGGGGGGUCGCCUGGUGCCGUUCUUCAAGUGCGUGUGCGUGUACUUCGCGGCGGGCGGCGGCGCGCCCUCCGCCACCGCCGUCGCGGCCAAGUGCGCGCCCGUGCUGUGUCUGCUGCUGCUCGUCGCGCUGCAGCACUCUCGCACGCGGUACGGGCGCCUCGUGUGCGGCGGGCUGGCGCUGUCCGCGCUGGGCGACGCGCUGCUGGUGUGGCCGCAGCACUUCGUGGCCGGCAUGGCGGCGUUCGCGGCCGCGCACGUGCUCUACAUCGCCGCCUUCGGGCUCCGAAGCGAUUCACUUGUAUACGCCGCCGUUUUGUACGCCGCCACUUUCGCCUUCCAGACGUUGAUCAAACCGCCUGGAGCUUUGGCAGUUUUGGUGCCCUUGUACGGGCUGUUGUUGGCGACGAUGGCGUGGCGGGGCGGCGCGCGGGCGGGCGCGGGGCGCGGCGCGUGCGCGGCGGCGGCGGGCGCGGGCGCGCUGCUGUUCCUGGUGUCGGACGCGCUGCUCGGGUACAGCCUGUUCGGAGGCCCUGUGCCGCAUAAGCAGGUGCUGGUGAUGUCGACGUACUACCUCGGUCAGCUCGGCAUCGCUCUCAGUGCGCUCGAGCCUGCGCACGCGCAUGUCUCCGCAGAUAGGUGUCAUUGAACACUCACCCCACCAGUAAUGGACGACAAACGGUGUACUUCUCCGGAACUCCUCAUCUCAUAUCCGUGCCUACACUAAUGUAUCGAUCAAAUUAUAUCAAAACAAUAUCGACAGUGCUGCCUCUAUUGAGCAGUCAGUAAAGUAAGUGCAUUUACAGAACUUCCCAUGCGUUGUUUGAUAGCGGUUUCCGGAGUAUUUGUAUGUUAGUAUGUUCCUAGAGUUUACCUUUCACACUUUGUAAUCUUCCUUUUUAGUGUAAGCGAAUGUAAUCGUGUAGCAAUGCCGCGCGUUGCUAACUGAAUAUUGUUUGUAAAGUUUUACAGUGUUGCACGAAGUUCAACACACGAGACGGUCUGUGAUAUGAAAUCAGUUAUCGUGUCUUCUCAUUAGGUUUAAUUGGUUUGUUUUAUUGGUCUAUAUAAUGACGCGUGAAGCGCGAGUAAUAAAAAAAUGUAUUAAAAAGAAAAAUAAAAACCUUUUGAUUGUACGAAACGUGCCAAAGAGUGCGAGCGAAUCUACAUGUGCAAUCUCCAACUUUGAAAGUUGAAAAAGAAUAUUAAGUGUUAAUUAUUAUUAAAUAUGUAUUGUGUUAUGUCUUCUCUAGCUAGUAGGUAUUCAAUGAAUUGAAAACAGGCAUGCGAGAAUCGUCACAUGUUGGAAGCAUUUGUAAAAUGUUAAGAAUAUUAAAUGUUACUUGAACACUUGCUGUCUAAGUUUGUAUGGCCCUCACAAACUUAGACAAACCUAGGUCUAAUAGAGACUCGUGUAGAGAAAUAGUUUGGCUCAAGGAAAUGGUUGCACCCUCUUAGAUAUGUAAGGUCAGGGGUGAAUUUCCAAUUAGAAUGUUGAUCUUGAUAUGUCAAUGUUUUUCAAUCGACAUCAACCAAGACGUACAAGAUGCUGAUAAUUCGAUAUAAAAAAAAAAUACUACACCAGUCAGUAUUUUUUUAAUGUCACUAGUGCUACAAAUAUAGGUUCCAUACAUUCAUGAUUCUAAUAACAUUUUGUUGUAUAGAGCGGUGCGACCAGAUUUCUAGCACGGCGUGUCGUGCGGCCUAGACUGAACAACCAUAAUAGCGUAGAUAUCUAUUUUUAUAUGUCUCUCUUGUCCAUUGGACGAUCUCCACUUCGCCGGCGCUGGAGAAGGAACACAUUCAUAACUCAUAAAAGUAUUUGCAUCUCUUCUUCAGGGCAGAUUUGAACAGCAGAAUUUGAUGUUUUUAAUUGACCUUACAGUUAAAAAAAAUUUGUAAAAUAACUAUUUUGCAAAAUAAAGAAUCAUGUAUUACCUCCGUC
Messenger RNA from Amyelois transitella, 2297 nucleotides. RefSeq names its product lysoplasmalogenase TMEM86A. The coding region runs from base 318 to 1001 and encodes 227 amino acids. The record is from RefSeq and is a predicted model, not a curated record. Lineage: Eukaryota; Metazoa; Arthropoda; Insecta; Lepidoptera; Pyralidae. The transcript is spliced from 4 exons. Gene Ontology annotation, cellular component: membrane.